AUGGUGGUGCAUAAAACCCAAGUGCUCCCUCUCUCCUCCGACGUCCCCGUCAGCGCCGCCGUGACGAAGAAGCCGCUGUCCGUGUUCCCCAAACCCUCUUUCGCCGCCGGCGUCCUCCUCCUCCUCCCCUUCUUCCUCCUCGCCUUCAUCUACCUCUUCCUCUUCCCCCAGGAGUUCCAGCUCCAGUCCUUCAUUGCCUCCUGCAACCCCAUCGCCGCCUCCUCCUACGUCGGCUCCUCCGACGCCCUGACCACUCGCGUCACUCGCGAGCCCGACUUCCGCCUCCUUAUCGGUGUCCUCACCCGCGCCGACCUCUACGAGCGGCGCCACCUCCUCCGCCUCGUCUACGCCCUCCAGAUGGCCAACCUCACCGCGCACGUCGACGUCCGCUACGUCUUCUGCCGGCUCUACAAGGACGACCAGCGCAUCCUCGUCCCUCUCGAGAUCAUGCAGCACGACGACAUCAUUAUCCUCGACUGCGAGGAGAACCUCAACGACGGGAAGACCUACACCUACUUCUCGAGCAUCGCGAAGCUCUACGGCGGCGGCAGCGGGGCCGAGGGCGGCCGACGGCCGCCGUACGACUACGUCAUGAAGGCGGACGACGACCUAUUCGUGCGGCUCCUGACGCUGAUCGAGUCGCUGCGGCCGAUGCCGCGGGACGACAUGUACUACGGCGCCGUGAUCCCCUGCGAUAGCAUGGACCCGUUCCGAGACUACAUGUCGGGGAUGGGGUACAUCCUGUCGUGGGACCUGGUGGAGUGGAUCGGGUCAUCGGAGGCGGUGCGGAACAAGUCGGCGGGCGUCGAGGACAUGCUCACCGGAGAGUGGCUGCGCACGGCGGGGAAGGGGAAGAACCGGUUCAACGCGAAGCCGGCCAUGUACGACUUCCCUAUACCAGUGCCGAUCGACGCGUGCUCGCACGGCUUCGUCCCCGACACCGUCGCCGUCCACCGGCUCAAGGACAACCCCAAAUGGGCCACCACCUUGAAGUACUUCAACUUCACCCAGGGUUUGAAACCAUCCAAGUUUUAUCGUAUAGAUUAAUUGAACGUUUUUUUCUCUUAAUUUCUAAGGAGUUUGUAGUUUGUAACUUGUAUACGUACGUUACUUGGACAGAUAAUGUGGACACACAAUGCUA
This is a messenger RNA of Ananas comosus (pineapple), 1141 nucleotides long. Its product is annotated as beta-1,3-galactosyltransferase pvg3-like. Gene Ontology annotation, cellular component: Golgi membrane. Gene Ontology annotation, molecular function: hexosyltransferase activity. The record is from RefSeq and is a predicted model, not a curated record. NCBI's taxonomy places the organism in Eukaryota, Viridiplantae, Streptophyta, Magnoliopsida, Poales, Bromeliaceae. Bases 1 to 1047 code for a protein of 348 amino acids. The transcript has 2 exons.